Messenger RNA from Penicillium cataractarum, 1017 nucleotides. RefSeq names its product Rag GTPase GTR1. Gene Ontology annotation, cellular component: fungal-type vacuole membrane; nucleus; Gtr1-Gtr2 GTPase complex. The record is from RefSeq and is a predicted model, not a curated record. Gene Ontology annotation, molecular function: GTPase activity; GTP binding. The transcript is spliced from 2 exons. Lineage: Eukaryota; Fungi; Ascomycota; Eurotiomycetes; Eurotiales; Aspergillaceae. Bases 1 to 1017 code for a protein of 338 amino acids. Gene Ontology annotation, biological process: positive regulation of TOR signaling; cellular response to starvation; regulation of autophagy.
AUGGACGCCCGCAAGAAGAAGAGAAAGGUGUUGCUCAUGGGCAAGAGUGGUUCGGGCAAGUCGUCUAUGCGCUCGAUUAUCUUCAGCAACUACGUCGCUAAGGAUGUGCGCCGACUCGGUGCGACGAUUGACGUCGAGCACAGUCAUGUCAAGUUCAUGGGCAACCUAACGUUGAACCUGUGGGACUGUGGAGGACAAGAUGCCUUCAUGGAAACUUAUCUCGCCUCCCAGCGCGGCAACAUCUUCUCCGACGUUGCCGUCCUUAUCUACGUUUUCGAUAUUGAAUCGCGCGAAGUCGACCGUGACCUGGACACAUACAAUGCGAUCAUUCAAGCGCUGCGCGAAUUCAGUCCAAAUGCCUACGUCUUCUGUCUCGUCCACAAGAUGGACCUGAUCCAGGCUGAGCAUCGUCAACGCAUCUACGAAGAACGCUCGGCAUUGAUCCGUUCCCGCUCCGAACACUUCCGUAUCGAUACCUUUGGCAGCAGCAUUUGGGACCAAUCGCUUUACAAGGCCUGGGCGGGAAUCGUGCACAAGCUCAUCCCCAAUCUGACUGUGAUCGAGCGGUUCCUGAGCGCCUUUGCAAAGAAGAUUGAUGCUGAAGAGGUCAUCCUCUUCGAGCGUUCAACAUUCCUCACUGUCACCUCCGUCUCCUCCGAAGUCGGCGACCUCAACCCUGUCUACGACCGACAUGAGCGCCUCUCCAAUAUUAUGAAGGCGUUCAAGCACUGCGCCGCCCGGAAUACCCUCACAACACCCGCCUCCGCCGGCUUCGUCGUCAUGCACACAAAAACUCCUCAAUUCAACAUAUUCCUCGGCCGUUUCACAGAUAACACCUACAUCUUCCUGGUCGUCCCGCCCGGUGAGGCAGCAUACAACUGCGCCGUGCUGAAUACCAUGCUCGCCCGCGAGGGCUUCUCGAAAGCAGCCGCCUCGGGUCGGUCAGAUGGUUUCCCACUACCACCACCGGAAACGCCCGAGGAUGCCGUGGCGAAUGGGGUGGCUGCUCACGGCUGA